Oldenlandia corymbosa var. corymbosa is the source of this 2669-nucleotide messenger RNA. The record is from the annotation of a GenBank genome assembly. Lineage: Eukaryota; Viridiplantae; Streptophyta; Magnoliopsida; Gentianales; Rubiaceae.
AUUUAAAGAUCCCAAUUUGCCGCGUUUUCUCAUUUUUUUAACAAAGAUAAAAUAUCUCUGGAUCAAACUGUCAUUCUCCCAACAAUGAAAUUAAGACCAAGUAAACACCCAAGUCACCUUCACAUGUACAAAAAUCUUGCCAGUUUUUCCUGGGGCCAAUUCUUGAUUGCUUCAACUUGUCAUUUUCAAUCUCUUUUUUAAUGCCAUUAUUUGCUAUAAUGUCAAAAGGGUAGAUUAGAAAAAUAAAAUUAUUUUCAUGGUUGGUACUGAAUAGCAAAUUGAGAAGGAAUCAUUGAAGAAGUCGAGGUCUUUGGGAAGGGAGAAACCAAUGGAGUUUGGAGGAGGAAAAGGGAGGAGAGUGGCGGUGAUCGGAGGUGGAGUCGCCGGAGCAUUCAUUGCUAAGUCUCUUCAAUUCACUGCAGAUGUCACCCUCAUUGAUGUGUAAGCAAUCUACCUCUUUGUCCUGUUCAAUUUCCUCUGUUUUUACUUGUAUCACAUUUUGUCAUUACACAAUUCUUUUUUUUCUAAUUGAUCAUCUAAAGAUCUGUCUAAUUUGUGAAAGUUAUUUUGCCUUCUGAACUUCCUUGUAAAGAAGCUUGUGAACUUGCUCUCAGAUUAAGCUAUUUGAAUUGUUUCAAAUUCUUAGCUUGUAUGAAUGACUGAAAAUAUAUAUUGCAUUGUUCUGUUUUGAUCAUAAAGAUAAUGAUCAGAACAUCUGCUAUCUUCUUGGCCCUUUGGUUAUAAGAACUAAAGAAAUUAACUAGGAAGAAAGAAGGUUUGCUACAUAGAACUUCUUGAGCAGUUUGGUUUUAGACAUGAUGCAAACUUUGCAUUUUGCCCUGAAAUUUUGCUUAACUAGCUUCAUUAAUGGUAUGUAAACAGAAAAAGAAAAAUCCUAAUGAUAUAUCCUGAAAUUUUGCUAGAAGGAAUUAAGGAUGUUCAAAACAUGGAGAAUGAUAGAACUUAUGUUUGGCCAGAGAACGACCCAUAUAUCCGAUUCCACAUAACAAUGAUGUAAAAGUGAAGAAGUAGAUACUGCAAAUAGAACAAUCUAUCUGACUAUUGAAGUUCUUCAGCUCAUUCUGGAUCAAUGUAAGACCUUGUAAAAUCUGUAUUUUGGUUGUCCUGUCUUGAAUGAAUCUCCUUCCAUACAUCUAAUCAGUAGAAAAGAGAUACUUGUGUCACUCACUUUUGUGUUUGCAUUGCUAAUGGUGAUCAUAUGAUAAAACAGGAAAGAGUACUUUGAAAUCCCAUGGGCAAGCUUAAGAGGAAUGGUGGAGCCUUCAUUUGCUGAGAGAUCAGUUAUCAACCAUAAAGACUACCUCUCCAAUGGCCGUCUCGUUGUAUCCAGAGCUGUCAAUAUCACCAAUUCUGAUGUUUUAACUGCUGAGGGACGCCUCGUGGGUUACGAUUACUUGGUCGUCGCCACCGGCCAUGAUGAUCCCUUUCCCAAGACCAGGAGAGAGAGACUUAGAGAGUAUGAAGCAGAGAAUGAAAAGAUAAGAGCUGCUCAGUCAAUCAUGAUUGUUGGAGGAGGUCCUACUGGUGUUGAACUUGCUGCUGAGAUUGCUGUUGAUUUUCCAGCAAAGAAAGUAACCUUAGUCCAUGAUGGAUCAAGGUUGCUGGAAUUCAUCGGACCCAAAGCUUCCAACAAAACUAUGGAAUGGUUGAAAACAAAAGAUGUAGAAGUGAAGUUGCAGCGAUCUGUUGUUGAAAUGGAGAGUGUUGAUUCAGAUGGCAGCAAGACAUACCGAACUUCAUCUCGCGAAACGAUUAGGGCAGAUUGUCAUUUCUUAUGCACUGGAAAGCCAUUAGGUUCGGCGUGGCUUAAAGAAACCAUCUUGAAAGAUAACAUGGACAGCAAUGGGAGGUUGAAGGUUGAUGACUACAUGAGAAUCAAGGGUCACAAGAACAUUUUCGCAAUAGGAGACAUUACAGAUAUUAAGGAAAUUAAGCAAGGAUAUUUGGCUCAGAAACAUGCUGUGGUUGCUGCUAAAAACAUAAAGAUACUGAUGGAUGGAGAGAAGGAAAGCAAGAUGGCCACUUAUAAGCCUCAAUCUAUAAAGGUGAUAGUCUCCCUUGGAAGGCAUGAUGCUGUGGCUCAAUUCCCAUUCACAACACUAAUUGGGCUUAUUCCUGGUAUGAUCAAAUCCAAGGAUCUGUUUGUUGGGAAAACCAGGAAGAAAAUGGGGCUUGACCCUCAAGCAGUGGACAAUUAAUGUGAUCAUAUUCAUUUCUUCUUUACAGAUAGAUACCUACUUACACAAGUUCUUUCAUUCAUUGAUCUUUUGUUGUUGUAAAAUUUUCAAGUGAGGUGAAGUAAGGUAUGGUUGUAAUAUAUGCCAAUAUAUAUAUAAAUGGUUGUCUUGUUUAUUGUACUAUGAAGCUGACUUUCACCAAAAUUCAAUGAGAGGCUGCUUUUUGGGUUUAUAGCAAGUGCUUCAUAUAAAGCAUUUAGAAUAAUCAAAAUUAAUUAAUAACUAUUUCAUCAAUCUAAGUUGACUUCUUCUAUACUCUUUGGAUUAUUGACUUUGUGCUUCAUUAUGUCUCUACCAUCUUCUCUGUGUUAUCAAUAUAUAUAGGGGACUAAACAUAGUGUGUUCAUAAAAGAAAGAUUCCUCCGUGCUUAAUUUCUUCUUUAAUCUUUCUCCAUAUGUGUCUAGUGUUAC